AUGAAUCCAUAAUUAGCUUGCAUUUUAAUUCUGUGCAUAUAAGCAUUUGAAGUUAAAAUUAAUUUCGAGAAAGAAGCUACUAAAAAUUAUAGAAAAUGGCACUUCAGUACUUCAGAAGUUGAUAGUAAUAAGCUUAAAGGAAGUGAAGAUGAUUCUAAAAAAUAUUUAGAUGAUUACACAUUAACAGUAUUCUUAAUUAAUAAAUGAGAUUCCAUUAACUUUAGGGCAAACUUAAUUCUAAUAAACCAUAGAUACUACCUCAUUUAUCUCUUGGGUCUAUUCAAAAUAAGCUGAGUCUAAUUAAUGUAUUAAUUGCCCAAAUGAUGCAGAAAUAUUCAAAUGUGAAGGAAGUUGCUAAUAUUAGAAAACAAAAAUUAAUGAAAAAAAAAUAAGUUUAACAAAUGAAAAUACAUAUGGAGGUCGAGUAAUAGUUACAGGCUCAUAUGCAACUGAAGUAUGAACUAAUUCAUGAAAUAAGGAUUCUUUAGAAUUAAUGGGUUUGAAAGCAUAAUAGAUUGGUUUAGGACUAAUUGAUUAUUUAAAUUCAAGGGAAGAUCCUAAAUAUGAAUUUAAAGCUAAAAAUGGUGUCAUAGGUUUAGCAUAUGGCUCAGAUUAUGAAAAAUACAAAAAUAAAAAAAAUGCUAUGGUUUAGGAAGUUUAGGUUGAACCAACUUUAGAGUAAACUAAUAGCUUGCUUUAAUAGUAUAUUAAUUAUCUCAUAAAUAAUAUAGAUUUCAUUCAUAAUUGAAUAAUGUGCCAGUAUCAACAUUUUCAAUAAAAUUGGAAGAUAAUUUAUCUUUAUUGAUUAUUGGUGAAUAGUAAGACUAUUUUGCUUAAUCAAAAUUCACUGCUUUUUCUAAUAUAGGAAAGAAAGUGUGGGCUUUGAAAAUUAAUAAGAUUACAUAUGGAGUAGAAGGAAAGUUUGCUUGUAUAGAUUUAUUUUAUUUUCAAGCUUCUGGAACUGCUAUUUUUGAUAGUACUACAAGAUUUAUAUGGACAGAAAAUUCAAUUAUUUAAAAUUUUUUGAAAGAAAUUAAAAAGUUCUAAAUUGUAAUUUAAAUCUUUAUUUUAGGAUUGCUCCUUAUAAGAUGGUUUAUAUAAAUGUUCAUGUAAUGAUGAAUAAUUUGAAAAAUAUAAAGAUAUUUAUUUCUCAUUUAAUCUUUAAGAUAAAAUAGCUUAUCCAUUAUCAAAGCAAGAUUACAUCCAUAGAGAAAAUGACUAAUGCUUCCUCUUAAUGAAAACUAUAUCAGAUAAAAAUAAGUUAUUGGCUCAAUAAGAAUAACCUAUUUUAAUUAUUCCAUAUACAUUUUUUAAGUAUAACAAAUAUUUGAUCUAAUUUUAGAAAAAAUUAUGUGUUAUUCAAUUAAGACACAAACUAAAUUUUAAUAUCUCAUGGUUAUUAAGUAAUUCCUGAUGAAAUCCAUAUUUAAUAAAAUACACUUCUAUUAACAGCAAUUAUAGGAGUAUUGUUCCUUUUAUUGUCAUUGUUCCUUUUGAUAAAUUGUAUGCAGUAAUCAUUUUAAAUUUAAAUUAUAGCAAAGCUCCUUAUGAUUAGGAUUAUUUACAUCCAAUAAAUACAAAUAUCCUUGGAUACUAAAAACCUAUUUCUACGAAUUAACAACCUUCAUAUUAAUAAUCAUAAUAAAUUCCUUAAUUUAAUCCACAAUAUUAAUAAUCUUAAUAAACUUUAUAUGGACCUCCUCAAACAUAUUAGUAAUAACCUUAAAGAUCAUAGCCUCCUCUUUUUUAAGGUGGUCUCUAUAAUACAAGUCCAUAAAGAGCUAAUCAAAUAGGAAUAAAUUCUUAAUUUAGAUAAUGA
Messenger RNA from Paramecium sonneborni, 1819 nucleotides. The record is from the annotation of a GenBank genome assembly. Lineage: Eukaryota; Ciliophora; Oligohymenophorea; Peniculida; Parameciidae.